This is a messenger RNA of Tribolium castaneum (red flour beetle), 2030 nucleotides long. RefSeq names its product double parked (gene dup). NCBI's taxonomy places the organism in Eukaryota, Metazoa, Arthropoda, Insecta, Coleoptera, Tenebrionidae. Gene Ontology annotation, biological process: DNA replication preinitiation complex assembly; regulation of DNA-templated DNA replication initiation; mitotic cell cycle. The transcript is spliced from 3 exons. Gene Ontology annotation, cellular component: nucleus. The record is from RefSeq and is a predicted model, not a curated record. Bases 122 to 1855 code for a protein of 577 amino acids. Gene Ontology annotation, molecular function: DNA polymerase binding; DNA binding.
CUGUAAUAUUCGGCUUGAAUCGCUUACUCCUCGUGUUGCCAAUGCGCACUGGUGGAAUUUCGGUUGCGCCUUCACCGAAUCCGGAGGGAAACUAAAUUAACGACCUUUCUAAUUGAAGAAAAUGGCACAGCCUUCAGUGGCCCAGUAUUUCAACAACAGAAAACGUGCGGCUGUCGAUGAUUACAAGUCAGAGUACCCCCAGAAAGUGUUACGCCUGGACCAAGAUGCAACGACUCACUCACCAAAAACUGGGGCUUCAAACGAAUCCAAAAUCGUAGUGAAACCACCAGAAGCAAGUAAAGUUGUUAAAUGCACCAAUCUUGAACAACAAAAUGUAUCAAGAAAGGUUAUUAAAGUACCAAAGAAGAAACUCAAAGCUGGGUCAAACCAAGACAUUCAGAGUCUUCUGAAUAAUAUGCGGAAAAUUGAGAGAUGUGUGACUCCGCCAAAUCCGAGCGAGAAAGACGCUAAUAAGGAAUUGGACCAUAUUAAGAAGAAAAUAUGCCAGAGCUCGAAGUUCAAGGAACUCAAAGCUUCCAUUAGUAGGUUUAAACAGUCAGCAGAACAGCUGAAAGUAGCGGAAAAGAAAACUGCAGAUGUGGCCAAAUCGCCACAGUUGAAGACCUUCAAGUCAAUAGAGUUUGAAGUCGUAGUUAGUCCUCAGAAAGUCCAGUCCCCUGAGAAGCCAUACCUGAGCCCCAAGAAGGAGCCCACCGUCCGUCGCAACCUCCUGAGUGCCUUGAGCCCCAAAAAGACUCUUUUCAAUGCAACUGACACCACGUCCAAAGACACCGAAUCUCUAACACCUCAAGGCUUGCAAUUACCAUUCAAGUACAAAACUCUGACCGAACUCUUCCGCUCAAUUGACACCGUCUCCCAAAUCUUAUUCAAUCGCAAGGAAGUGAUAACAUUCCGAAAACUCAAACCAGCUGUUGAAGAAAUGGUCAAACGAAACCUCCUUGAAAAACAUCUCGCCCAAAUCAAGUCGGUUUAUCCAACCGCCUACAACUUCCGGCAAGAAAAACUCAAAGUUUUCGGAACUCGAGAAGAACGCUGGGAGUUGGUUUUAACCCCAAACCUAACCAACUCCGAAGACAUGACUUCGCAAGUGCUCAUUGACCGGAGAAGAGUUUUCACUGAGACUUUGAUUGACAAAGUCAAGGAUUAUCACAACGAAUUUCUCUUAACCCUGACGCCACCAAUGAUAAUCUCGAAGGACAAAAUCACCCGCUGGCACCCCGAGUUCGACUUGGAGAAAGUCCCGGAAAUCGAGCUCGGAGCCCUGCCGGAGCCCCCCUUCGAGGAGAAGUUCACCACCGGGAAGCAAGUCCUGGAAAAGGCGCGCCAGAUGUUCAACUGCAACACCCGCAUGGAGCAGGCGUUGCUGAAGCUGAAGGAGGCGCAGCAGAAGGCCCCCACAGCCAGUGAGGGGCCCCCAACACAGGUAACCUCGGUUCUCAAAGGUAUCCCCAAAGCGUUGCUCGAGAAAGUGCGCCAAAAGCAGGCCGCCAAAGCGCUGGUUUCCAUGACCAGGACUGUAGACAAGGAGAAAGAGGUGCAACUUUACGCCAGAUUGCCCGAAAUCGCCCGCUUGACUCGUAAUUUGUUCGUUACCGAGAAAAAAACCGUUUUAGAGUUAGACUUUGUUAUCGAUAAGUUGGGUAAUAGUUACCGGACUUUUCUGAAUAAAGCGGAAAUGGAAAACCAUUUGAAAGCAAUCUCAAAUGCUGUACCUGGCUGGUUGGUAUUUCAUAAAUUAAGGAGUUCUGUUUUUUUAAAACUGGCCAAAAAUGCGGACUUGAGUCAGGUUUUAAGUAAGUUGGAAAAGAUCUCCAAGGAAAAAAAUGAAUCGUAACUGAUGACUUGUGGAGUAGGUUUAGCAUGAAGUUCAAAAUUAAUUAUUUUUAGUGUCCUCGUAUUGUUUCCGUUUCAGUUUCUUUUAUGUGCUGAAUGUGAUUUAGUUGCGGUGUCAUUUUUUACUGAAUAAAUGAUAUUUUUAAGAAAAUAUUGAUAAUAAAUGUAUCUUUUAA